AUCUGUUCAGUUCACUUCGUUCAUUCGGAAUUCGGGCUACGAACGCGUUCAAUAUACCUUUCUCCAGCAAAAGUGCGCAGUAUUAAAUUAUAUUAUACGCAUUUUAUUUUUCGUUUUAUUUUUCGAGUCCCUACUUUCCACAUAAUUAGCCCUUUGAGAAAAACUAGAAAUAAAUACAACGAGCAGUUACGAAACAAUAUCAACACGAUUUAAUAUUUAUUUUCCGCCCCGCAUGUCCCGGUUCAGCCACCUACACGACACCACCCUGCGCGCGGGGGCGGCACGUUAAUAGAGAUCCGGGAAGCGGCGUCUAGCGUCGGCGCCGCCGCCGUCGCGUCGCGUUCCAGAUCAGCUGUCCGAAUCCGGCGUCGGCGGCUCAACAGGUCGGCAUGUUUAUAAUUACAGUCGGUCCAUCUUCCGCGCCGUUAUCCAGAUGCCUCUACGGAGAGGCUGUUACGGAAACCGCAGUGUCGUCUCGUCGUCCGGGUCAACCGCGGAUCCCCUAACCGCAUGCCUCGAUGCUGAUAGCACCUAUAUUUGUACCGCGUUCAAUCCACGCUGCUACAUAAUUCAGAAGGUAAACCCUUCACCUACAUCGUCUUCAACCAUAAGCGGACCGUCAAUCAGUGGCACUUCCGAUGAACGCGCGAAGAAGAGGCUAGAAUGUAACCCGGUUUUGGAGUCGCACGGCUGGGAACAAAGCCAGCCGUCGAAUUUGCAAGCCGAUUAUACGUGUCCGUUGGUUCUGGAAGGCUACGCGUACAUGAAUGGGGAUGUCGGCAAACUAUCCUCGGGGGCGGCGUACGCAAGCGCCGUCCCUGACCCGGCCGCCAGCGCCCCAAUGGCGCCCCCAAUGCCCGAGUACGUCGCCGUCAACGGGGUAACGGAGGGGGCUGAGGGCCAGCAGUGCCCGGUCGGGGCGCCGCCCUCAGCUCCCCAGGACGUAGCCUCCCACCACCCUCAGCAGCAGCAGCAGCAGUCCACUUAUCCGUUGCCCCAGUUAAAGCAGAUGCUCUCGCAGCAGCUGGAAUAUUACUUCUCGAGGGAGAAUCUGGCGAACGAUGCGUAUCUGCUAUCCCAAAUGGACAACGACCAGUACGUGCCCAUAUGGACGGUAGCGAAUUUUAACCAAGUUAAGAAGCUAACCAAAGAUAUCAAGCUCAUUACGGAGGUGUUGAGGGAAUCCCCCAACGUGCAGGUCGACGAGGAGGGGGUAAAAGUUAGGCCCAAUCACAAGAGAUGCAUAGUCAUCUUGAGGGAGAUACCGGACAACACUCCGAUUGAAGAGGUCAAGAAUUUGUUCUUUGGCGAGAACUGUCCCCGUUUCAUAUCGUGCGAGUUCGCCCACAACAGCUCGUGGUACGUGACGUUCGAGUCGGACGAGGACGCCCAGAGGGCGUACCGCUACCUCCGCGAGGAGGUGCGCGAGUUUCAAGGCAGGCCGAUAAUGGCGCGUAUUAAAGCGAAACCGAUGUGCCGGCCACCGCUGGUUCCGGUCGUGCACCCGCCGCCGCCGAAGAACGGUUUCCGUGCGACGCCGCCCCCGCAGGCCGUGUUCGACCCCGCCGCCUACCCGCCCGGCCAGCAGAGGUUCGUUUACGCGGCGAACGGCGCUUCCGGCCAGCCCGUCGCUGCCGCGUACAACCAGGUGCACGUAUACCCCCCGUACCAGCAGCAGCAAUUCAACGCGUACGUCGCGUGGCCGCCGUCCGCUGCCGGUUUCUUCGACAUCAGCAGCGUGUUCCAGGUGAACGGGCUCGCGCCUCAGCAAUACAAACACCAGCCGUACCGCUCCAACCCCGGCCGCCCCAGGAAACAGUCCCGGGGCGGGCAAAUCCAGUCUGGCGGCGGUGUCGGCGAACCUCAGCAGCAGGGUCCGUCGAGCGUUCCCAACUUGAGGUCAACGAAUGCGUCACAACCCCAGCAGGUUCACCGGGCGGCGUCGCCCAUGAUGCAACAGCCGCAACAGCAGCAGCCGGGUGGCGGCGGCGGUGGCGGGAACGGCGCGAAGAUGUCUUCCAAAAUGGCGGGCGGCGGCGAGGGGAUGAUGCGAGUGGUGGUGCCCGACUUGCAAGAGGCACAGAUCGUUAAUAGCGCGGGACCGCCUAUAGGUUUGCCUCUGAUGCACCCCGACGGUACCGUCGACAUGUAUCGUUUCGCUCCUGCCGCGCCGUUCAUCCUCAAGGAAGUGGUGCCGCCACGUCACAGGAGAAAAAAACGCGACGAAGACGGCGUCGGCGCUGCGACGAAUGCGGCACAGUCGAACGGCUCCCAAAACCAUCCCCUGGCGCAAGGCGCCGUAGGAGGCGGCCCGAAAUCGGGACCGCAGUUUGACCUGGUGGACGAGGCGUUCCCGCCUCUACCUGGCAGUCUCGAGACAGGCGGUGGCCCCUCGGCCACGUCCAAACAGCAGCACCAGUACCAACAGACGCAGUCCCACGUGACGGAGAGCACGUCGUCGCAGACUUGCACCGAGAUGGCAGCGCCGGGCCCCUGGGGCGCCGAGAGCAGGCUCGCCGACGUCGUCAAGGGCACCGUCAAGAUGAAAAUCAACGGCGGCGGAGGCAAGGACGUCGCCUCGCAGGUGUACCACCCAGCGGCCGACAACGAACCGCCUCCGCGCACCUCCACGCCUCCCGCUGCUAAGCCCGAAGCCAAGGAAACGAUGGUGGACACGGCGGAGACGCAGCUGAGCGUCGUCACGCUGACGCCACCCGUUUCGCCUCAAAAGUUAGUUCCUGCUCUCCCAACGAAGUGCACGAUGGCCGACAAGUCGACGAAAACCGACGACGCCCUGCUCAACGGUUGCGACGUCGACUCGGGGCCCCCGUGUCCGACCACCACCAACGCCGCGACGAUGACGACGGUCUUGGUGCAGACCGACGCCCCUCAGCGGCACAAUCACAGCACCAUUCCGACGCAGUCGGCGUCGGUCGCGACCACGUCGAACACAGGGUACAGCGGCUCGGCCAGGCUCGAGUCGAGGGGGGGCCCGGUGCCCCCGUUUAGCUCGCCGUCGCCGCCAUUGAUUGAGAAUCACAAUCAUCCGCCUCGCAUGAGCUACGCACAGGUGGCGCAGCAUCACCACAAAGAGGCGCAACAGCAGCAGCCGAAGGAGUAUCACCACAGAGUGUCCUCCACCUCAUCCUCCACCUCUGGCAAGUACGCCUCCGGUCCGAGUGAGAAGGGACCGGUCGAGGGCGUUGGGUUGAGCUCCAAAGGCGUGGGGGCGGGGCCGGGGUCGGCGAGAGCCCCCCCGCAGCACGAACGUGAUAGUAGUAAUAGAGAAUCUAGGGGGGACAACGGCUACAAGGUCGACGGUCCGAGGACGGGGGGCGUUCCCGUCCGAAGUUCCGGUCCCUCGAAAGCGACGGGUGGCGGUCACGACAGGCUGCCCCGCAGAAAACCGGAGCAGCAGCAGCCGGCGAGGCAGCCGCCGCAGAUGCGAGACUUCAUAGCCCCACGAUCGCCGAAAUAAUAAGGGACGCGCGCCGCCCCGCUCGCCGCCCCCGCCGCUACCACUCAGAAAAGGAGGACUCGUGCAAGUGAACUUUUUUCGGUUCGGUUUCGAGUUCUUAUGAUUUUUUCAAUUUCCGUUGUCGUUGUUGUGUGCGCGUGCGCCGUGGAUUUACCACUACUGCCGUAAUUAAUUGGACCGGAGGCAUUUUUUAGGUGUUAAAUUUAAUCCGCGUAACAUUUAAAAAUGAUAUAAAUGAAACUUAUAAAACAAAAAAUAUAUAUAUUAUAUUAUACGAGGGGCGGGAGGGGGCGGGGGGCGUCACCAUUUUUCCGGAAAAUUUUCCGCGCGCGAGAUACAAUAUUGUUCCUAGGUCGGGGGGGUUGGGAGGCGGUAGUUAAUUUUUUUUUACGAGUAAGAGGCCGCACCGUCGUGAGUCUGUGAUCGGUUCGGGUUACGAGGGGCGGCGAACGGGGGGGCGCGUUCCGGGUCUCGCAAAUAGUUGUGCCAAAAAUUUCGAGGCCGCCAGCGGCGUAGAACGGGGAACUCACAAAAUACAGGGUCGCUACUUUUCUGUGACUACGAAUCCAUAAAUUUUUUAUUUUUCAAUGACUCGAUUUUUGUUUUCUUUUAAAUGGCUCCGAUAACGGAGUGGUUUUAAAAUGGAGAGGGAGAGCCUACCCGCUUCAGACAUUGCAAAAAGAGGUUUUUCGCGCCCUUUCGAAAAUAAUAAAAAAAAGAGAUCGAGUAGGGUUCAUUUAUGUACUUUUAUAUUGUUACAGAAGCAGAGACGCAUCGGCUUUUUUCGGUUUAUGAACCACGAAUUCGUUUUUUUUUUUUAACUGGAGGACGAAAUGAUUAGAACGAUUUUUUUUUAUGGUGAUGUCAAAGUUUGGUUUUCGCUGAUUUUUUUAGGUCAAGGUUUAUUUAUUUUCAUUUAACGAUGAUUUGAAAUAAAAGCCGCUCGCGGAAGUUAUAUUGGGUUAACAGAACCGACUAAAUGGCCGUAUUCGCGAUGGACUUAUUUUAUUUACGUGUUUAAAAUGUGCUGGCCAAAAAUAUUAUUUUGGCGGGUCCGAGAGAACUUUUAACGCGACGGGAUGGGAGAGAGAAACUUUUCUAGACUAAGGAAACUUGCCGCCAUUUGUUCCCCCCGCCCUGAUAGGAGAGGUAGCUGUAGUGUCGUUUUUUGUUUGAAGUUUUUUUUUCAAAAACCACCGGAGGAAAAAAAGUCACGCGCUCUUUUCGCAUCGAGUGCGACGUAAAAACUUUCGUUCGAGUAAAUCAAACGUACAGUCCGCGUCGCGCGCGACACGCCCCCCCGCCGUCUAUCAUUCGAUGCCGCCGUCAGGCGGCGCAUUGUACAGGCUGACUAAUACGUUACAGAUUAUUUUUUGACAAAUAAUUAUUACCAUUUUAAUUGUAUAAGCUGUAUAGGAGGGAGUUUACAUAGGUUUAGUGUAUUAUAUCGUUGUUGGGUUUCAUUUCUUCUAUUAUUAUUUUUUUUUAACUUUUUAAUUAUUUAACUUAGUCGCGUGUAAUGUUCGGCCGUUGCUCAUGGCCGCGCCUCGUCCCGGUUCCGUGGGGCGCGGGGUGCCGCGGGGGCGGGCUCCUUCUUUAGCCUAUUUUGUGCCUUGACGUAUCGGACGUUCUCGCCCAAUCCAGAAAUCUUCAGUUCGCGUAAACACGAAUCAAACGGCUCUCGUUCUCUAGUUGUUUGUAUAUAAAACGGGAGGGGCCGGACUCCCCUGCGUCCCCGGCCGCCCCCCUCCCCACACGGUGGUGAUAUUAUUAUUAUUAUUAUUACUGUUAUUGCUGUCUUUCGGGUUUUGCACGCGCGGAGUUCGUUCGGGAGUUUAUUUUCGCGAAUCGGGACUCGUUCCUCGAGUUCAGUAUUACCGUUGCGAAUAUUAUGGUAUAGGUUACAAACGCCGCAGGAUUUUUGUUUACAUGGCGAGAAAAAUAGUUUCUAAGACUUGUUUUUAACGAGUCCGCGACGAAAUUUCGCGGACGACUUUGCGAGUGUAAACCCGGCUUCCCGGGCGGGUCUCGUUUGGGGCGCCAAAUUCGUUUCCGCAUCCCAAAGUAGGUAGACAGCGCGUCAAUCGUUUUUUAUCUUAUUUUCUCGACGAAGCAGUGAGGUUAUGUCAUGUUUAAUCUAUCUCCGCGUUCGGAGACGCUCAUUAGUCCGGGACCUGCGGGAAACCCGUUCAACAAACGGGCAAUUUUAAAAAGUUAAAGUUGCAAAGCUGAUUUUGCACAAAUUUAUUGGUCUGCAAAUAACGCCUAACGUGUGUAAUGCAAAAAAUAUCAAAUGUAAAACUACUAAUUAGAAGAGGUGUAUUAGACAACGGGAAAGUAAAAUUUGGGAGACUGGCAAAAUGGGCAGCAGGGAUUUGAAAUUUGGCGCCCUCGGGGUUAAGUUUUGGGAGACCUGCGCGUGGGAUAUAAAUAAAAGACGAAUUUGAUUUCUCGGAAGGCUGUAAAUGAUUAUGCGCGGAGGACUGAUAAUUUUGCGAGAGUGUCUAGCCACCGACCAUAGCAAAUUUUGUUGUUGUUAUUAUUAUUAUUUUUCUUGGACGCGGCGAGCGUCCUCCCAGGUCGUGGUGGACUUAAAUAUUUCGCAGGCGCAACGGAUUUAUCGAUAACAAAAGGCAAAUGAAGUAAUAUGCAGUUUAGUUCGUAUCGUUAUUUAUAGGCUGUGUUUGUAAAUAUAUAUAAAAAAAAAUAACAAGUGUUUUUAAGUGUCAGAGCAACGGUACGCGUGCGUCCAGUUUGAUCAUUAUUUUUCAUUGCGUAAAAAAAACUUACAUUUAAGACUGCGUUGACGGAUGAACGCUUUUCGAGGAGUUUUGAUUUUGUUUUUUGUUCGGAUCGGAUUACGCACCCUGUAUAAGUAACAUACGAGACCAAUCUUAAGUAUCUUUAAACAAAAAACGGGCGUGUUCCUCGACGGGGGCCGUACGGACGACGACUUCAGCAGUGCCAACCAUUUCGAUAUUCGGAGAAAGCCCCGACAAUAAUCCCCACCCGCAGUUUCUCAGUAGUUCACUUGUACCAGUGCCACGUCAAAGUAUUUUUACAGUUUUUUAGGGUUAAGUUUCGGUUUGGCGCGACGAGGACGCGAGAAGUUCAAACGCCCCAGCGAGAGGAACACGCUUAACAAAAAAAAAGCAUCGCUUGCUCUACUACCGUAGCUUGUAAAACGAAUUUUCGAAGUCUCUUAUGUUCGGUAAUCGGAUAGGGUGUGUUACUAUAAGCACAUAUGUAUAUUUAUCUUUAAAAUACGAUUAGUUGAGGUCUGCUAUAUUAUUUUCUUCUUGUGUGCAAGUUUUUACCCUUAUCAUACUUACGUUUACGCGGGCGGGACCGCGGGGACCUCGUUUUUCUCUCUUUUUUUCUCGUUUCCGGGGACUUUUUCAGUUUUGCGGAGUACGCUUGGUUUUUCCUUCCCGGGCACUUUGGGCGGCGUUUUCGGGCGGAUCGCGACGAAAUAGUUCUAGUCUUAUAAUCCAUUUUUGGGCGCGGCGCCGAAUGGGGGGUGUGGACGAGUGGGCGUGUCCAUUUUGCCGACAAUAACGAGUGUGCGCCAAUCAAAAAACUUGAACGGGUUCGGCCCGCGCUGAACGCUGUAAAAUUAUCAUGGUGAUGGGUAACUUUUAUAUCGAAUAAAACGCGUCAGCACCGUCCAAAGUUCCGAGCUAGCGCCGCGGUCUCGCUUUAUUUAUAUAAAAAAAAUAUGUUUUUUUUUAAGCUGUAAUGAUAAAGCUUCAAAUGUUGCCCAAUUAAAAUUGUUUUUAAAAAGCCCAA
Cylas formicarius (sweet potato weevil) is the source of this 7267-nucleotide messenger RNA. RefSeq lists its product as uncharacterized. The transcript has 11 exons. The record is from RefSeq and is a predicted model, not a curated record. Gene Ontology annotation, biological process: positive regulation of translation. NCBI's taxonomy places the organism in Eukaryota, Metazoa, Arthropoda, Insecta, Coleoptera, Brentidae. The coding region runs from base 434 to 3478 and encodes 1014 amino acids. Gene Ontology annotation, cellular component: cytoplasmic stress granule; cytosol. Gene Ontology annotation, molecular function: mRNA 3'-UTR binding.